This is a messenger RNA of Peronospora matthiolae, 978 nucleotides long. NCBI's taxonomy places the organism in Eukaryota, Oomycota, Peronosporomycetes, Peronosporales, Peronosporaceae. The record is from the annotation of a GenBank genome assembly.
AUGCUGGACCUGCUGUCGCCUCUGCGUGGCUACAUCGCGCAGAGUCUCCAGUUCUACUUGAGCAAGUACAUUGAGGACAUCCAGCUGGAGCGACUGGGGCUUUUUGGCGGCGACCUCGUGCUCAACGACCUCAAAAUCAAGCGCCACGUGCUGCGCGAGAGUCUCGACAUUCCCUCGAGCUUCGACUUCUCGCGUGGCUUCAUCCGAGAGCUGCGGAUCCACAUUCCCUGGACACAGCUGCUGUCUCAUCCUAUUGAGGUGAAGCUCUACACGAUUGAGCUCAUCCUGACGGCCAAGAACGAACAGCCAGAGCAGCGAGCAGCGAGAGGAUCGACGGUGAGCACAGCAGGAGCAGCAGCGGUCGGGAAAAAGGAACAAGAAGAAGAGGAGGAGGAAGAGCGGUCAAAGAUGGAGCAUCCUAAGUCUGGAUGGAUUCACGACACUUUGCAGACGAUAUUGUCCAAUAUUAGCGUCCAGGUGAACAACCUCGUGCUCAAGUACGAGCAUGAUGACAUUGUGUUCUCCAUUGCGCUGGGGACUUUGGACUUUUAUUCUGCAAGUGAGAGUAGCGGGUGGAAACGAUGCUUUGACCAGCUUAAGGGAGAAAAACGCGUGAUCCGUAAAAGUGUUGACGCCAAAGAUGUUACCAUUUUUCUUGAUCGGUACAUGAGUACCAAACAUAGCACGGCGGGAGACCCCGUGCGGCGGAAUGUGAUUGGUUACGAGGUGCCGGUGCUAAGCCGGACGUCGGCUUCGGUCCGAGCCAAGUUGCAGCUCUUCUCUACCAUCGCGAGCGGCGGCCAGAAUGAUCGCAGCAAUAGUCCUAUUUUUCAAGGUCCCCUGUGCACCAACAACGAAGUACGGCGAAUCAUAAUGUCGCUGAAAGCAGCAUGUUUGAUGAAGGCGGAUUGUGUGCAUAUAGACCGUCUGAGCUGUGCGACCCGUUCUACCCUUACUCGUGCCGUCGCUCACGCUUGA